Ornithodoros turicata is the source of this 2157-nucleotide messenger RNA. RefSeq names its product cyclic nucleotide-gated cation channel alpha-3-like (gene CngA). The transcript has 5 exons. Gene Ontology annotation, biological process: monoatomic cation transmembrane transport. Bases 1 to 2157 code for a protein of 718 amino acids. NCBI's taxonomy places the organism in Eukaryota, Metazoa, Arthropoda, Arachnida, Ixodida, Argasidae. The record is from RefSeq and is a predicted model, not a curated record. Gene Ontology annotation, molecular function: cGMP binding; protein-containing complex binding; intracellularly cAMP-activated cation channel activity. Gene Ontology annotation, cellular component: intracellular cyclic nucleotide activated cation channel complex; plasma membrane.
AUGAGGCGGCCACAGAGAUCUGUGCACCGUCUGCCGCACCAGUUGCAGCACGCGAACGGCAUGAACGCCAUAUCGAGCCAACAAGCGGCCCAACGCGCAUUGGCUGCGCGAAGACAACAUGACGCAACAGUGAAGGAACGCAACGCGGUUGCGAUGAGACGAAGCCAAGAAGAUUCGAAAGCUGCCGACUUGGAGCUCCUAGAGAACGGAGUGCCAUCACCAUCCAACCGCAGCAGCAUGUGCUCUGAGAUCGUCCGCAUCGAACAGAUGGCAAGUGACCAGGAGUCACAGGCCGACACAAAAUUUGCAAAAUACAUCAACAGAAUCAGGGGCCUUAAAAAAUGGGCACUGCGACAGAAGAAGCCGAAAGAGCCCGACCGACCAGACUCCUUCCUGGAAAAAUUCGCAAUGGGCCAAAUGGGAGAUGAUGCCGCAGAUGUUCCAAAAGAGCAACAAACUAAGCAAAGCUUCUUCCAGAAGCACAAGCAGGCGUUCGUCGUUGAUCCGUCGGAAAAAUUCCAUUACCGGUGGCUGUCCGUCAUUAGUGCUGCCGUGCUCUACAAUGUCCUUGUCAUCGUGGGUAGGAGUGUCUUCUGGGAACUUCACAAUGCCAUGCCUGUUGCUUGGUAUGUCGUUGAUUACAUCAGUGACGGUAUCUACCUUCUAGACAUGCUCCUGCACGCCAGGACAGGUUACCUCGAACAAGGCCUUUUGGUACGCAACACACGCAAGUUGCUGCUGAACUACACAUCAUCACUGCAUUUCAAGCUGGACAUCCUUAGCUUGCUCCCUACUGAUAUUUCUUACUUUUUCUUCGGCGUCGAGUGUCAUGUGAAAGUUCCGUGUGUCGUCAUUGUUCGUCUUAACCGCCUAUUCAGGGCCUACCGCAUGCAAGAAUUCUCAGACAGGACUGAAGCUCGAACGAACUUUCCAUAUGCCUUUCGAAUCGGUAAGCUCAUCUUCUUAAUACUGGUGAUAAUCCACUGGAACGCGUGCCUCUACUUUGCCGUUAGCUAUGCCAUAGGCUUCGGCACCGACAAUUGGGUCUACAGGAACAUCAGCAUACCGGAGUACAGCACUCUGAGACAUCAGUACAUUUACAGCUUCUACUGGUCCACGUUAACACUGACUACGAUUGGUGAAGUGCCUAUUCCUGAAAAGGAUGCGGAAUACCUGUUCGUCGUAAUUGACUUCUUGGUUGGUGUGCUCAUUUUUGCCACUAUCGUCGGCAACGUGGGUAGCAUGAUCACCAACAUGAACGCCGCCAGGGCUGACUUUCAGCAUCGCAUGGACAGUGUGAAACAGUACAUGGAGUUUCGUAAAGUUAGCAAGGAACUAGAGAACAGGGUCAUUAAGUGGUUCGACUAUCUUUGGACAAACAAACAGUCUUUAGAUGAAGAUAAGAUAACGUCGAUGCUGCCUGAUAAGCUGAAAGCUGAGAUAGCCAUUCACGUGCAUUUAGACACGCUGAAGCGCGUGAGACUUUUUCAGGACUGUGAACCAGGACUUCUGGUCCAGCUGGUGCUGAAACUGAGACUUCAGGUAUUCAGUCCCGGUGACUACAUCUGUCGGAAGGGGGAUGUCGGCAAAGAAAUGUACAUCGUAAAGCGCGGUAAGCUAAGCGUUGUCGGCGACGACGGUCGUACUGUGUUCGCUACCUUGAGUGAUGGCAGCGUCUUUGGUGAACUUAGUAUUUUGAACAUUUCCGGGAAUAAGACAGGCAACAGACGAACUGCAAACGUGAGGAGUGUUGGUUACUCUGACCUGUUCUGCCUUUCUAAGGAGGACUUGUGGAUCGUGCUAGAAGAGUAUGCAGAAGCCAAGAAGAUGCUGAUUGAAAGAGGCCGAGAGAUACUGCGUCGAGACGGACUCUUAGAUGACAAUGCUAUAAAAGCUGCGGAGAAGGAACAGGAAGAUUUGAGGAACAUGUGUGAAAGGCUAGAGAAGUGUCUGGACAACGUGCAGACAAGACUAGCCAGGCUUUUGGCCGAGUACGCAGCGUUCCAGCAGAAAAUGAAGCAGCGAAUCACGAAGCUGGAAGGCAAACUCGAUUCGGAGGUGGAAAACAUACCUACCAGUUUUGAUGAGGAUGAUGACCCAGUGAGCCAUCGUCGACAGUCUUACUACGGGGUCAGAGAGCAGCGGCGUGAUAGUUAG